This is a messenger RNA of Papilio polytes (common Mormon), 1447 nucleotides long. RefSeq names its product odorant receptor 13a-like. The record is from RefSeq and is a predicted model, not a curated record. Gene Ontology annotation, biological process: sensory perception of smell; detection of chemical stimulus involved in sensory perception of smell. The transcript has 8 exons. Gene Ontology annotation, cellular component: plasma membrane. Lineage: Eukaryota; Metazoa; Arthropoda; Insecta; Lepidoptera; Papilionidae. The coding region runs from base 117 to 1406 and encodes 429 amino acids. Gene Ontology annotation, molecular function: odorant binding; olfactory receptor activity.
CAAGAUUUUUUUUAAGGAAAUUAAUAUAGUUAGUUAUAAUUUUCUAUAAUCAUAAAUGUAAAUCACAUCAUCAAUUACUUUACUUGUAUCUAUUCUGGAAGUAGGACGUCUUCGAAAUGUGGUCACUACAAUCUUUAAAAGAUUUUUUUACUCGGCGUAAUUUUGAUUAUGAAGAUCCAUGCAUUGACCUUUAUAAAUUUCAUCCGCAAUUGAAAUUUUUUCUUGCUAUUAAUGGCAUAUUUUUUAACAAUCCAAAUUCUAAACUAAGAUUUAUAUGGCCAUUUAUAUACAACUCUCUUACAAUAAUGGCUCUAACAUUUGAAAUUAUAUUUAUGAAGCACGGCAUAACUAUAAAGGACUACGCGUUCGCAACUGAAUCUCUUUGUUAUUUCAUCAUUAUAAGUUCAAUUCCAAUAGUAAAUAUUAGCGUUUUAAUUAACAAGUCAAAAGUAAUGAAGCUUUUGGAAUGUUUGAACAGAGAUUUUGUAUACGUACGUACAUUAGAACCCAGAUAUAAAUCUACCUUCCUUCAAGGUCAGCUCUUGAUUUGGCAAUUAUGUUACGCGUGGUUCAUAUUCACAACUUCGGUGGCGAGCUUGUUCGUAGUGACAUGCUUGCUCGCGCUCAUGUAUCAGAGCUUGUUCGUAGCGCAGGACGAGCACACGGUGCGCCCGCUGCCCUUCCCCAUGUGGUUACCCAACGAUGACCCCUACAGGACACCGAAUUACGAAAUAUUCUUAAUACUAGAAAUCAUCAUAUGUUUUAACUUCAUACAAACUUUUUGCGUGUUCGUUUACAUACUGUUUCAUACACUACUACAUUACUAUUAUGUGAUGAAUAUGAUUUUCUUGGACUUCGAGGUUAUCUUUAACGAUCUAGACGAAACAGUGGUGAAGCUGUCGCGCUAUCAUCCGCGUCGAGUUGCAGUGCAAAUGGAACUCAAUCGACGUAUGAAGAGAAUCGUCAAUUGGCAUUUAUCUGUUUUUAGGUCUGUUGAGAUUAUUUCUUCAGUUUACGGACCGCCGCUGGUAUUUCAAGUAUCGGUUAGUUCUAUAGCCAUUUGUUUAAUGGCAUAUCAAAUUGCAGAUUAUCUGGACCAAGGCAAAAUUCAUUUUCUAUUUAUUUUACUCUGUCUCGCGGCUUGUAUACAACUUUGGAUACCUUGCUUUUUAGGAACAUUGGUACGGAACCAGGCCUUUGCAGUCGGCGAAGCUUGCUGGGGCUGCGGUUGGCAGGAGACUCCAUUAGGACAAUUGUUACGUUCUGAUUUCAUUAUAUUGAUAUUAAGAGCGCAACAGCCCGUUACUAUAAAGUUUACGGGGCUACCAAAAUUAGAAUUGGAAACAUUUUCAUCGAUAAUGAGCUCGUCGUAUUCUUAUUUCAAUUUGUUGAGACAGUAUGAGUAAUGGAAACACCUUUGGCGCAAUUGCAUUCAAAAGGCACUACA